AUGGCGCAUCUCUACCCGCAUCUACGACUGCACCAGGUGUUCGGGGCGAACACCGAUGUGGGCAAGACGAUCUUCACCACUGCGCUCUGUCUCGCCUCCUCAGCCCUGCCCCUCUCUGCCACGACCACCCCACCGACGGAUGUCUUCAGCGCCGCCGCCCAAGGCCAGGGGGAGCAGGUGCACUAUCUCAAACCCGUCUCCACCGGCGCCUUGACCGACUCGGACGAUGUCCACAUCGCCCGCCACUCCCCUUCGACCCGCUACAAGACGCUGUACCGAUUCAGCGAGCCCGUGUCGCCGCACCUGGCGGUCGAGCUCGAACGCCGCGCAAGGCUGGCGGAGCGCGAGGUAGGACAGGAACCCUCCCCGCCGACCGACGAGGAGUUUGUUCGUGACGUUGGGAGGUGGAUCCAUGCUGCUGCGGCAGAAACGGGACAGGGAGUGGCGUACGUCGAGACGGCAGGCGGGGUGCAUUCGCCGGGCCCAUCGGGGCUGUCGCAGAGCCAUUUGCUGAGGCCACUGCGAUUGCCGACCGUGUUGAUCGGAUCAGCCGAGUUGGGCGGCAUCAGCACCACCAGGUCGGCAUACGAGUCGCUGUUGGUUGCAGGGUACGAUGUCGAGGCGGUGCUGCUGUUCCCUUCGGAGAGGUAUGGGAAUGUGGAGUAUCUCCGACGGUUCUUUGCGGAAGAGCAUGGCGUGCCGGUGUUUGGGCUGGGCGGACCUAAUGCUGAAGGCGUAUACGGUCCACCUCCCACGCGCAACCUCGACAACGCAGCGGAUCGAGCAGCAAUGAUGCAGUUCUACCGCGGUCUUGUCGCGGGUCAUCCCGAUCCGCCUUCCGCCGAACACGACGAGGGGGGCGUCUACUCGGUCAUCCGACAUCUUCGCGCCAAACACGCCGCGCGCAUCGCCAACUUGGGCAGCAUGGCCCAACGCACACGCGAUACCGUCUGGUGGCCCUUCACCCAACACCAGCUGACACGAACGAACAAAGAAGUCAACGUGAUCGAUUCCGCGCACGGCGACUUUUUCGCUACGCUCGAUCAGCGUGGUUCGGCGAAGAGUCUCUUGCAGCCGGUGUUGGACGGGAGCGCCAGUUGGUGGACCCAGUGUUUGGGGCAUGCGCCACAACGGUUGGUGUUGGCGGCGGCGCAUGCGGCGGGGCGGUAUGGACAUGUGCUGUUUCCUAAUGGGACGCAUGAACCUGCGUUGCAGCUGGCAGAGGUGUUGACGGGCAAGGGGGUGGAGGGGGCGAGUUUGGAGAGCAACCCCGGGUCGGGCUGGGCAGAUAGGGUGUUUUUCAGUGAUGAUGGGAGUACGGGGAUGGAGGUGGCGCUCAAAAUGGCGCUUCAAUCCGCCAUUACCAGGUAUGGGAACAAGGCGAGCUCAGAAAAGGCAGCGGAGAAGGCAAAGCCCGGCCAGCAAGCGGGGUAUAGGGGUGGAAGGGCCAAGCAGGAAUGGGAGGUGUUGGGAUUGAAGGGCAGUUAUCAUGGAGAUACCAUCGGUGCGAUGGACGCGUGCGAGCCGAGCGUGUAUAGCGAGGCGGUGCACUGGUAUAGGGGACGAGGGUUUUGGUUCGAUGCGCCGACGGUUGAGGUGCGCAACGGAGGGGUGGUGGUUAGUCUUCAGGUUGCGGAUCAGGACGUUGCGGAUCGGAUGCGUGCACGACACUUGCCGGCAUCGCUGGCGAUCGGAAAGAAGGACGGCUUGAUCUUCGAACAUUCAUACGCAUCGAUGCAGGAGGUGUACGACGUCGAGUCGAGGUUGCGCAGCGAUCCGUUGGUCGAGGUGUACCGCACUUCGAUCCGCGAUCAGCUGCGCAUGCUGACGGUGGAGCAGGGACGCAAGUUCGGCGCGCUCGUGCUGGAGCCGCUGGUGAUGGGUGCGGGCGGGAUGGUGUUUGUCGACCCGCUGUAUCAGCGUGUGUUGAUCGACGUGUGUCGUGCCAGUGAAGAUUUGUUUUCGCUUAGCGACGCGCCUCUUACGCCACCAUCCACCCCUCUUAAGGAGAGAGAGGGCUGGCAAGGCAUCCCCGUCAUCUUCGACGAAGUCUUUGCGGGGCUUUACCGCUUGGGACCCUGCACGCCUGCAACGGUGCUCGGGGUGACACCAGACAUCUCGGUGCUCGCCAAGAUUCUGACGGGUGGCAUGGUGCCCAUGUCGGUGACGCUUGCGAGUAGCUCCAUCUUUGAUGUCUUCAACAAGUCCGAUUCCAAAGUGGAUGCGCUGCUUCAUGGACACAGCUACACGGCCCAUCCGAUCGGGUGUGCGGUGGCGCUCGAGACGCUCAAGGCGAUCAGCGAGCUGCGCACUUCUCCGGCCUGGCAGGCGUGUCAAUCGGACUGGUCGACAAGCGAAGGAGCGGGCGUUUGGUCCUUCUGGUCGAAAGAAGCGGUUGAGCGGUUCGCGGCGCUGGACAACGUCGAUCACGCCAUCGCCAUGGGAUGCGUGCUCAAAGUAACCCUCAAAGACACCGGGAGCGGAGGGUAUACGAGCACCGCCUCGGUCGACAUCCUCAAAAAGCUGCGCUAUGGGAGCAGUGCCGAGCAGGGCCACCCGAGUGUACCCGUGGAGGAAGGGGAGGAGAAGCUGCCGUACAAUGUGCAUGCAAGACCGCUGGGGAACGUCAUUUACCUCAUGUCGAGCUUGAACAGUCCCAAGGAGGUGCUUAGGUUGUCCGAACGGGUGCUGUAUCGGGCCAUCGAGGAGGCUCAAUAG
Messenger RNA from Kalmanozyma brasiliensis GHG001, 2718 nucleotides. Its product is annotated as Aminotransferase class-III. Bases 1 to 2718 code for a protein of 905 amino acids. Gene Ontology annotation, cellular component: mitochondrion. Gene Ontology annotation, molecular function: S-adenosyl-L-methionine:8-amino-7-oxononanoate transaminase activity; dethiobiotin synthase activity; pyridoxal phosphate binding. The record is from RefSeq and is a predicted model, not a curated record. Lineage: Eukaryota; Fungi; Basidiomycota; Ustilaginomycetes; Ustilaginales. Gene Ontology annotation, biological process: biotin biosynthetic process. The transcript has a single exon.